UCUCUAUUAAAGAAUCGACAGGAACGACGUGUUUCGAGAGGCAACGAUGCAGCGACGUAAGAGAUAUACAUUCAUUAGUUACGCGGUCGAGCGGGGCGGUGAGCGUUUACACGAGCACGCGCCAGAAUUCCAGCGGAGUGGUGGGCAAAAGGAGCGAGUGGUGGGAGUAGGAGGCAGGAGAUAGACCGACCAAUAGAAAGCGAAGGGAGACCAAGCUCCCGGGCGGAGCAUUCGAAUAUACCAGACGGUGUACUGGCGUCCUUCUGUCAAACGGCGUUUAGCCGUCGAGGGAGAAGAUAGUGUGUCGUACAUUCGAAAGAAUUGUCUCGAAUUCUCUCGAGAAAUAUUUCACUCAGUGGUAAAUAAUCGUCAAAUCACAAAAAUCAUUGGAAAAUCGCAAUCGAGCGACGAUCCCAAUCGUUCUAUCGUGUUCCACGUCGAGCAGAGAUCGUGGUCUCGAGGAUAAAGGAAUAAAAUGGAAAUUGGCAAAACCUCGAACGAAUGGUUCGUUUAAAGAGUAUCUCGAGGCAGGAGACUUUUGGCAGAAACGAGCAUCAGCAUGUUGCACAGUUCAUUGCCACGGGCAUUCCUCGCCCCCGGAUUGAAUUAUCUUGGUUACUACGGUGACGAGAUCCAUCAGCAUUCGUACGGCACCACUUGGCACAUUCCAAUGGAGAAUCCCCCGACCUAUUCAAGGGUCCCCGAUCACCACGUUCUUCAAACCUGGGAUCUGUCCAGAUCGUCCACGCCAUGCCCGCUCGACUUAUCUCUGAAACCACCGCCUACACCAAGCACACCCAAGACCGAAGAUUCGAUCGUAAUAACAGAUUUGAAGAAGGAUCACCGAACGUUGGAUGAAGCGCACAAAGAGUCGGAAAAUUGCAGAUAUGGGAGGAGUCCCAACGACGAGUCGAGCCCCCUCGUAGUCGACGAUUUUGACACGGUCCCUCGAAGCUCCUCGGUGCACAGUCAUUCGAGCUACGAGCAAGUUCUGUCCAAGAAAGAGCCUUCGCAAGCCCAAGAAUUACCCGUCAAAGCUUGCACCUUCGACGAAGCCACCCGCUUGGUUCCCUUCGGCUCGACCAACGAAAUUUCCUCCAAAUAUUACGCGCACAAUCAAAAACUUUUGUUAACAAGCCCGAACCACCAUCUGCAGUCUGCCGUACAAGGCUAUCACCAACAACUUUUGCUGACUCCGCAGCAUCACUUGCAGGGCAUGCAGCACGCGCCCAUGACACCGCCUAGCACGCCAUCGCCUCCGCAGUGUCCCAGAAGGAAAGCAAGGGAGGAGAAUUCGAGUCCAGGUUCAACUAGCAGCAACACUGGCGCGUCUAACGGGUCCAGAUCGAGCGAGAAGCUUCUCCAGAGGCCGAAGAAGAAGCACGCCAGAAGGUUGAAGUUCGACGAGGACACGAGCAGCCCCGUAUCGGGCACCGUGAUUCUGGGCCCGGACGAGGCGGUGGUCACGGGAGACAUCGAUCCAGCGUUCAACAUCGUCGAAGUCACCGAGGAGGCGCGAGCCGAGCUGGCCAAGAUCGAGAACAGGCUCGGCCCGUAUCAAUGCAAGCUCUGCAGGCAGUUGCACGAGGACGCGUUCCAAUUGGCCCAGCACAGAUGCUCGAGGAUAGCCCACGUCGAGUAUAGGUGUCCCGAGUGCGACAAGAGGUUCUCAUGUCCGGCCAACUUGGCGUCCCAUCGACGCUGGCACAAACCUAGACUGGCCAACGGCGAGCAUUCCACCUCCACGGCAAGCGUCGAGAUACCGUGCACCAGGUGCGACGCCAAGUUCACCAGGCAGGCGGCGUUGAGGAAGCAUCUGGCCAGCCAGCAUCCAGAGGCAAAUAACAACAACAACAAUAUUAUUUUGGACACGCAAGGAGCCGCUGUUGGUAAGACUGACGUUGUUCAGGUGGUCAACGAUGGCUCGUUGAACACCGAGAUACCCUGACACCAAUUCCCAGCGAGACCUUUGCCUCGAAGGCCGGGACUCUAUUGGAGAUUCGGUCUUGAUUUGUAAACGUUUCUGAAUCCUUUAUUUUCCGCGAUCGAUGAAUCUAUGGAAAGAGGCAAUCGACGUGUAUAUAUAGCUUUUCCUUAUACCUUGCAUUCCCUUUUGUUCUUGUUGAAAUACAUAUUUUUGAAAUUUUCAAAAGUUUAAGUAUAUAUACAGCGAGGUGAAUUUUGUUCCUUUUG
Apis mellifera (honey bee) is the source of this 2193-nucleotide messenger RNA. Its product is annotated as insulinoma-associated protein 1-like. Gene Ontology annotation, molecular function: RNA polymerase II cis-regulatory region sequence-specific DNA binding; DNA-binding transcription repressor activity, RNA polymerase II-specific. Gene Ontology annotation, biological process: regulation of cell cycle process; negative regulation of transcription by RNA polymerase II; neuron differentiation. Gene Ontology annotation, cellular component: transcription repressor complex; nucleus. The record is from RefSeq and is a predicted model, not a curated record. The coding region runs from base 560 to 1948 and encodes 462 amino acids. NCBI's taxonomy places the organism in Eukaryota, Metazoa, Arthropoda, Insecta, Hymenoptera, Apidae. The transcript has a single exon.